CAGAUUACGGCGCUAUGAACGAAUCACUCGAAGAAACAGAGGAGGUCACUGGUCCAUCUGUGGAGUCAGCUGACCCAGAAGAACGUAUUAUGGCUAGGCGAAACAGAAUCAAGAAGCGCCUCGAGCAGCAACGCAAGGCUGCAAUGGGUGAGGACUCUCUUGACUCAAAGACCACAAAACAAGAGUUGUCGAAGUCUCGAAAGCAGAUGAAAGCUAGCAAGGACAGAGUUGACAAGCUGAAAAAAGACGGGUCAAAUUUAGUAGAUAAUAUAAAAGUUGCGGCUGAUGAAAGAGAGCAUUUAAGGCGAAAGGAAAUUAAUGACAACAAUAGAUCGAGGGCAGAGCGAUUAGAGGCAGAAGCUAAAACUGCCCUAGAGAGGUUCGAAGAGAUCACAAAACGAUGGCAAGCAGCUGAUAUGAAAGAAAUUCCUCAGGAUUUGCACGAUCUUCUAAUGCAACAGAAGUCAGCUUGCGACGCAAUGAUCGAGGAGAAGAACAAGCUGGUGAAGGAGUUCCAGGAGGAGUUGAAAAGCAAAGACGACCAGUAUGUGAAGGACCUGAAGAAACAGGCGGAGGACAUCGACCUGAUGGUGGAGCGAAUGGAGGACCAAAUCAAGAACUUGGCCAAAACUCAUCGCGAAGAGCUGCUGCAGGUGGAGAAGGCGUUUGUUUCAGAGAGGAAGGAGCACUUGCAGAGCAGUAAUGCCAAGUUUGAAAACCUCAUCAAGUCCAAGCAGGAAAAAGAGGAAAGUUACUUGGCGAAUCGACAAGCUAAAAUGGAAGACAAUGAACGAGUUCUGCAACAAUUGCGAGUGAAAGACGCCGAGGACUACAAUUCUGUCAAGAUAAAAAUGGAGACUGACGUCCAAAUUCUGGAACAGCAGGUGCAGCAGAUGAAGGCAACCUACCAGUUGAACCAGGAAAAACUAGAGUAUAAUUUCCAAGUUCUAAAAAAGCGAGACGAUGAAAACACGAUAACAAAAAAUCAGCAAAAACGAAAAAUCACCAAGCUUCAAGACGUGCUGAACAACCUUAAAGCCAAACUGAGUGAACAGGAAAAAGAUACCAAAAAAGGAAAUGUUUCUCUCAUGGAAGAAUACAAAAAGAUAUGCGAACAGUUUAAAGACUUGCAGAAAAAGGUUAAAGUUUUCCAAGAUGCUGACUACAAGAAAUUUAGAGACCUUUGGCUAAUGAAAGAGGAAAUGUGUCAUGCAAAGGCAAUCAAAUUAUUACAAGCAGACCGAGUUAUAACGGAGCAGCAUUUGGGUCAAAUCUGGAAUGAACCGGAUACUUCAGUGCUUCAAAACCGAGGACCGAUUAUGAAAGUGGAAAAAUUAAAGAGCGAGAAAACUGCUGUCGAGUUUGCGCGUGAAGUUCUCGGUGGUCAAUCGGCAUUGGGAAGCGGCGCAAGCGAUGCAACGGGUGAACAUCAGGGCUCUUCGGUGCUACCGGGAGUCGAUCCGGAGGAGGAGGAAUCACCCGACGGCAUUCAUGUUCCGAUUGACGGAGACGAACAUGAAGAUAUUGCGGAGAUGGAACCUGCGAUAAUACAACGGGUUCUUUCUCUGUUGACUGACGAAUCUGGGUUUCUAAUGGAAUCUAAGCUGAAGCAGCUUCUUAAGCCACUGGAUGGAGAUGAUCAAAGUCUGAUGCGAUUGGAUGCUAUUUUUCAGGCACUGGGUGUUGACACAGAAACGGAUAUACACAAACUUGCAACCUACUUCCUCAAAUACAACAUGACACCGCGGUCAGAAUCGAACGCAGACCCGGACGAGGAGGUGGCAAGGAUUAUUGAAGGUCACAACACUACCAGCCAGAAAUAUGACGACGUUCUAAUCAAGCAAAACGAUGUGGUGAAAGCGCUGAGAAAGUUCAUUCAGGAGAAUCGCAAGUUACAUGUCAACCAACAACAAAGUAUUUUCAAAUCUCUCCAAACUCUGGAAGAGCGCAAUGAUUCCAAGGACAGUGAGUAUUGGCGACACCUGGCCGACAUUGUUCCGGUAGAGCGUGAGAAGUUGUUGACGUCCCUGCUAACGGCCGAAGAGAAGUAUUGUCAGAUUUUGAAGGAGAGGAGCAAGUUGGUGAAUGACACGGAUAGUCUGAGACAGCAGAACGCGGAGUUGAGGCUGCUGCUGAACCAGUACAUCAAUUCGAAAGUAAACCAGGAGCUGGAGGUGCCCCCCACCCGAGUACUUCCCUUGGACAUUCUCAAGUAGUCGCGGGCGGGGACUGGAAAGAAUUCGCUGAAAAGAACUCUCGUCAUAGUAGCUUCCGUAGUGCGGUUAAUCAGCAUACAGGCAAAACUUACGAUCAAUGUCAAUCACAUUGAAAAAAAAAGUUGAAUGUGCCAAGCAAUCAAAGACAUUUUUAGAGACAUUUUCAACAAAUUUUCGCACUUUUUGGUAAUCCGUCAGUUUGGCUCUUUUCCACUUUACCCCACCUUUGAGUUUCAGUUUUGAACAACUGCGUAAACCUUGUUAUAAUGCAAAGAAUUUGACAUAGUGAACAAAUCAACAAUUGUGAACAGAUUUGUUAUUCAUACUUAACAUCGUAACAUCACUCAUUUAGCCACAAUAACACGUUUAAAAAAAAACUAUAAAAAUAGAAAAUUUGAAAUUGGCGGGUGUGAAAGGGCCGUUAGUUUUUGAUAGGAAAUUGACUACUGUAGGUUGCCUGUGUGCUGUUGCCUUAUUUUACUGUUGAAUCAACUCAAUUUCUAUCCAUAAAAUCUA
Molecule: messenger RNA, 2732 nt
Organism: Symsagittifera roscoffensis
Lineage: Eukaryota; Metazoa; Xenacoelomorpha; Acoela; Convolutidae
Product: dynein regulatory complex protein 1-like
Exons: 2
Coding region: 15-2216 (733 amino acids)
Biological process (GO): cilium-dependent cell motility; regulation of cilium movement; axonemal dynein complex assembly
Cellular component (GO): axonemal dynein complex; axoneme
Source: RefSeq, a predicted model, not a curated record